AUGGGUAUUUUGAAAAGGCUCGUACUUUUUGUAGCCUUUGUGCUUUUUUUGCGGUGUUAUGAUAGAGUACAGUGUGAUGAGGUGGCUAUGAGGGGAGCGCCCAGCGGGGCCACACCCCCCAAGGAGGACCAAACAGCCAACUCGGACAAAGCGGCCAACUCGGAUAAGGCGGCCAACUCGGAUAAGGCGGCCAACUCGGGGAACGCAGCCAUCACCCCGGGGACGGAAGGCAAAGAUCAGGGCCAAGAAGCCAAUGUAAAUUUAAAGGGUGGCGCUUCCAAGGAGCAAGCCGCGAAGGGGAACACGGCCAUCUCUGCGCCCAGUGGCACAAAUGGAACACAGGCCCAAACGACCUUUUUGCAGAACAACGAAAAGCAGCAGACGAGCAAGGAUAGCGCAAGCAACGCAAACAGCGCAAACGGCCUAAACGGAGCAAGCAACGCAAGCAACGCAAACAACGCAAACGCCCCAAACAACGCAAGCAGCGCAAAGAGCGCAGCCGAGGAAGAACACUCCGUGGUUAAGGAAAUAACGCCCAAGCAGGAGCCGCCAAACGAGGGUAACGCCAAAGGCAAGGACGGCGGAGCGGAGAAGGUUGGAACACUUCGCAUCGGGAACACCGAUGGAGAGGCGAAAGGUGUGACGAAUGGUGUGACGAAUGGUGUGCCAAACGAUGCGCCAAACGGUGUGCCAAAGGAAGAGGAGGCCCCAAGUAAAGGUACAAACCAGAAGUUGUACGAAGAACUAAAGAAACAAAAUGAAGAAGAAAAAAAUGCAGACAUGAACAUUCUAAAGCUAUUGUCCAUCGGGUCAUCCCUUUUUAUGCAAUUAGUAUUAUUCCCUUCCAUUUUUAAAAUGAUAAAGAAGAAAACGACCGGCGAGAUAGAUGGGUUACCAUACGUGGUGUUGCUGUUUUCCUCAUUCCUGUGGUUGGUAUAUGGGAUGCUGUUGAAUAACUCAGCCAUCAUAUGCCCAAACUUCAUAGGUCUCGUAUUAGGAUCGUUUUACUCUCUCAUGUAUCACAAGUACUGCAAGAACAUGUGGUUAAAACAGAAAUUAUUUUCCUAUUACAAGAUUUGUGGGUUCAUAUGUUUUUUGCUUUACGCCUUUUUAUACCUGUUGACUUAUGAGCAGUACGAAUUGUUCGUCGGGUUCAUGGCGUUCAUAUCAAGUAUUGUGAACUUUGGUGCUCCUUUGUCUUACGUGCAGAUUGUAAUUAAGAAGAAGAAUUCAUCUUUGAUCCCGUUGGAAAUAGCUACGGGUAGUUUGGUGUGCUCCUUUUUGUGGGUCACCUACGGUUUCACCAUUAAGGAUGGCUUUGUCAUUGUGCCAAACUUAUGUGGAUUCAUCUUAAGCCUGUUGCAGAUUGCGUUAAUCUUAUUGUAUUCGAACAAGGAAGCCAUUGUUAAUUACGAGGAUGGAGACGAAGUUGAUUUUGUGACUGACGGUGGAGGAAUCCGUGUCAACAGAAAGAACCGUUACGCUGUUACCGAAAAUCAUAUUUUCAUGAACGAGUUUAAUUUGGACCCAGAGAAUAAAAUGGGCAGUGCUGAAGCGUCUACUCUAGGGACAAAUUAUGGUCAUAACGGAAGCAGUAAUAAUGUGAAGAAUGGGAACAGUGCGAAUGGCUCCUUUUUAGACUUUGCGUAUGACGAGACUUCUCCUCUUACGGGCGCCAACUUUGGAAGGGGCUUCCCUGACGGAGGUGCGGCACGGCAGGGUUACCUCAGUCGCUCGGGAAGUGGGAAGCAGGACUCUCCCCUCACCUUCUGA
Molecule: messenger RNA, 1773 nt
Organism: Plasmodium fragile
Lineage: Eukaryota; Apicomplexa; Aconoidasida; Haemosporida; Plasmodiidae
Exons: 1
Coding region: 1-1773 (590 amino acids)
Biological process (GO): carbohydrate transport
Cellular component (GO): membrane
Molecular function (GO): sugar transmembrane transporter activity
Source: RefSeq, a predicted model, not a curated record